UUAAUAAUGAUUCUAUAAUUACAUAACAAAAAGGGUGUAAAAACCUGUCCCUCUGUGGAGUCAGGUUUGGGUUUGCACCCCUGACUCCUAACAAAACCACAGGGAAGCUCCAAGCGCUCCGAGGGUCCUGAGCUGUCUUUUCCCAAAACCUCGUGCCCCCCUCUGCACGGUCACAUCAACGAUUGAGAGAGAUACCAACUCCAAAUCCGAAUUUACUGUGAGCUGCACACACUUCCAGGAAGGAUAGGAAUGUUUCACUGCGCUCAUUGGCUUGAGCAUCACACGAACUUUACAUUUCUACUCAGUUAAAUCUUCUCUCCUGUCAGCUAGCUCUUGAUCCAACCUUCAGAGCUCUGUUUGCUCUUGCCAAAUUGCCUGUGCCGAGUGAAUCCACAGUGCUAUCAGAGUUACCACAUGGUCACCUGCCACCAGAAAAUGGUAUUUUGUCGGGAAAAUCCCCCAAAAACUGGGAUGCUCAUCCUCAUUCCACUGCUCACCCAGCUCCUGUUGGCUCCACACUCACCUGCUCCAGCUCAUUCAUGCCUUAGUGGAUUUAUCGUUGCCCUGUGUGGUUUGAAGCAGCGGGCUCAGAGCGAGACGCCCUCCUCAGGAACCCGUAAAUAAUAAUGAGGGGCUUGGUUUCCAACAACAUCCCUGACCUGGAGGCGCUGGGGCUGUGCCGGCUUUUCCAGUGAGGAGGGCGCGGAGGCGGGGAGGGCGCGAUGGCCGAGAAGUGCGACUGCCUGGCCAGCAUGUACGGCUACGACCUGGGCUGCCGCUUCGUGAACUUCCGCCCGCUGGGCUUCGGGGCCAACGGGCUGGUGCUGUCGGCGCUGGACAGCCGCAGCUGCCGCAAGGUGGCCGUGAAGAAGCUGACGCUGGGCGACGCGCGCAGCAUGAAGCACGCCUUCCGCGAGAUCAAGAUCAUCCGCCGCCUGGACCACGAGAACAUCGUCAAGGUCUACGAGGUGCUGGGCCCCAAGGGCGCCAACCUGCGCGGGGACUUGUUCAAGUUCAACAUGGUGUACAUCGUGCAGGAGUACAUGGAGACGGACCUGGCGCGGCUGCUGGAGCAGGGCAAGCUGGCCGAGGAGCACGCCAAGCUCUUCAUGUACCAGCUGCUGCGCGGGCUCAAGUACAUCCACUCGGCCAACGUCCUGCACCGCGACCUCAAGCCCGCCAACAUCUUCAUCAGCACCGAGGAUCUGGUGCUGAAGAUCGGCGACUUCGGCCUGGCCAGGAUUGUGGACCAGCACUACUCGCACAAGGGUUACCUCUCCGAAGGCUUGGUGACCAAGUGGUACCGCUCCCCCCGCCUGCUGCUGUCGCCCAACAACUACACCAAAGCCAUCGACAUGUGGGCAGCUGGCUGCAUCCUGGCCGAGAUGCUCACCGGGAGGAUGCUCUUCGCUGGGGGCCACGAGCUGGAGCAGAUGCAGCUGAUUCUGGAGACCAUCCCUGUCAUCCACCAGGAGGACAAGGAGGAGCUGCUGAAGGUGAUGCCCAUGUUCAUCAACAGCACGUGGGAAGUGCGGAAGCCGCUGCGCAAGCUGCUGCCCGAGGUGGACAGCGAAGCUAUUGAUUUUCUGGAGAAGAUCCUGACGUUUAACCCCAUGGAUCGGCUGACGGCCGAGAUGGGCCUGCAGCACCCCUACAUGAGCCCCUACUCGUGCCCCGAGGACGAGCCCGUGUCCCAGCACCCGUUCCGCAUCGAGGACGAGAUCGACGACAUCCUGCUGAUGGAGGCCAACCAGAGCCAGAUGUCCAACUGGGACAGGUACCACAUCAGCCUCUCCUCCGACCUGGACUGGAGGCACGACAAGCACCACGACAUGGACGAGGUGCAGCGCGACCCGCGGGCGGGCUCCGAGGGCGCGGCCGAGGAGGCGCAGGUGGACCCGCGGAAAUACUCGCAGAGCAGCUCGGAGCGGUUCCUGGAGCUCUCCCACUCCUCCAUGGACCGCGUCUUCGACGCCGACUGCGGGAAGUCGUGCGACUACAAAGUGGGGUCCCCCUCCUACCUGGACAAGCUACUGUGGAGGGACAGUAAGCCCCACCACUACUCGGAGCCCAAGCUGAUCUUGGAUUUAUCCCACUGGAAAAGGGCGACCAUAGCGCCCGCCGCCGAGCUGUCGCUGGAAGAGGAGCCGUCCAACCUCUUCCUGGAGAUCGCCCAGUGGGUGAAGAGCACGCAGGUGGGGCUGGAGUGCCCCAGCUCCCUGCCCAAGGUGCAGGAGAGGAGCCUGCCCUCCUCUCCCCACCGCCUGCACAAGGAGCCCGCCCAGGUGAGCGGCGACACCGACCCCGACUUCGACCUGGACGUCUUCAUCUCCAGGGCGCUGAAGCUUUGCACAAAACCCGAGGAUCUUCCGGACAACAAGCUCAACGAGAUCAACGGGGCCUGCAUCUCGGAGCACCCCGGGGACAUGGUGCAGGCGGAGGUGUUCCAGAAGGAGCGGUGGUGAGAGCUCAGCGCCGCCAAGCCCCGCUGCUCCUCCUCAUCCUCCUCUCCCUGCCGGGGCUCCCGCUGUCGCUGAGCAUCCCUUUCUCGCACUGUACAAACGCCUUUUUGGGGAAAGGCAAGCACAAACCACACGCCCCUGGUGAUGCCUUAGAGGUCUAAGGGGGUCGGGAGGUGCGAGUGAAAUUCUGAGUUUCUUACACUGCCUUAACAAUCUUGCCUUGAGAUCUCUGGGACCUGUUUGAAACUUCAGUGUACGAGGGGAAAAAUGACCGUACAUGGUAGGUUUGCAAACAGUAGUCAGAUCAGCUUCUUUUCCUUCCUUUUUCUACAGCAACUUGAAAUUACAAGGACAGAAUUAACAAUUUCAGUAUGGUCAGAUACCCUCCUGGCUGGACAGGUUCCCAAAACUUUGAGCCCUUCUGAGGCACCUGUGUGAGUGCAGGUAUGGAAUAAAGUGAUGCCAGCCGUCAGCCAGCAGAGAAUGGAACUAGAAUUUGGCCAUCAGACAAAACAAUAACUCUCUGAGGAUAUUAAUGGGGAAGAAAUUCGACCUACAAAGUAUGCGCCAUUGGGGAUUCGUUUGUUUUGUUGUUUUGUUGGUUUUUUUUUUUUUCCGAGGAGAAGGCAAAAUUUUUGCUAAGUGCAUUUUGCUGGUUUGUGGCUUCUCACACCAAAACCUUCCCUUGGGUUGCACGGGGUGCAGCAGGGGAUGCACGGGGAUCUGAGCUCUCCCAGCGCUGAGGAGGGCCCAUGUGGUGCAUUUCAGUGUGACACCCUGGUGCUGGCAGCCUCGGACAGCUGCCCAUCAGACCAGCAAAUCCAGCUCUGGGUGAGGAGCUGAGUGGGGACCGGCCAUCCCAUGGCAUGAUGCUCCAGCCACACAGAGCCAGCAGCAGCCCUGGAAAAGGAAACAAAGCACUGCUGGUUUUCCUUCUGACAGAGAUCUGGUGAAGGAAACACAGUUCCUGUGGCUUGGACUCUGAACUGGCCACUUUGCUCCCGACUGUGUGUAAAUAGGUGAAGGCACAGCUGAUCUACUGUAGCUUCUGUUCUCAUCCACACUUCUGAGCACCUUAAUAAUUAAUCAGCUAACAAGAGUGAGUUUGUACAUGGAAGAAAUGUUCUAUACUUGUAUUUAAUCCAACUGGGCAGCUUUUCAGAGGGGAGGUGUGUAAAUAGUGCCAUACAGGACGGUCUCUGCUCUCUGCUGCUGUGCUGCCCGGCACAGUGGCACCACUGACCUUUCUAAGAGAGAAACUGCUGCGUUCAGUACUGCAAGGCCCGUAUUUAACUACUGCUGUAUUAAUUAUUUCUACCCUUUUAAUCUGCUCAGUGCUCUGAGAUGUGAAGAAAACUCACGUGAGGCUCACACAACUAACAGCAGCGUUAGCCCUGGUCUCUGUUCUUGCUGGGACCAGGCGCAGGUUUAGCUGUAGUGGGCCCUGACAGCCCAAAAAAUGGUUUUUUUACUGUGAAGAUCUCUCACCAGGGUGGUGGAAAUGCUGCUGCUCUGGGCGAUCCGCAGCGUGGGUGGGAUGGGGUGCGAGUCCAGGUACAGGAGGGCUCAGAAAAGCAAAGCCAUGUGUCUCCAGUCUUUGCUUUGAGCAUUUGGACAUCCCCCAGAGUGGUUUGGAGAGGGGAAAUGGGGCAGAAACAGAGGUUUGGGGUCUGGUGUGUUGCAGGUGAUUGAUAUACCUCAGCUAAAGCUCAGCACUUUCACUGGUGGGGCCGGGUCCGAGCAGCCCUGGCAGCCCAUGGCCCUCGCUGGGCAGCAGCAGAGGCUGGGUUUGGGAUUGCCAGGCUCGAGGGAGGGCAAGCCAAGGGAGGAUAAGGUGGUGGGAUCCUCAGCUGUGCCCCACGGGCUCCCAACAGCAGCGCCCGCGGCGGCAGAGGCAGCGGCGCUGGGGCCAGCUCCGCUCGGAGCUCAGAGCCGCGGGGUGGGAGCAGCUCUGGUCAGAGCUCAGAGCCAGGGGAUGGGAGCAGCAGGCAGAGAACCAGCUGGAAACUCUCCUGGCAGAGGGAACAGCCUUGUGCUGCUGUGGGCUGCACGCCAGAACUCACCUGGCCACGCCACGCCAGCGCUCGCUGUCGGUGGCCACAUCCCUGAAACCAGAAGCCAUUUCCCACGGGCUGGUUCUUCUUCUCCAGAGGCCUGCAGGACUGUUAGAUAUGGCCAUGGGAACAAAAACAGUAGUGCUUUUGAGUGUUGUCUUGCAGGCCCACCACUGAAGUGUAAAACUGACUCUGCUGCCGGAUUUUCCAUCUCGCUUCGUGAGCUCUUAUUUAAUGUCGUUCUAAAACCUCAGCGUCACACGCUGGGAAAAGGGGAUAAGAGGGAUGGCUUUAAUUUGUUACCUGAGUGUGCUUAGCUGAUCACAAGCCAGAUCUGUCUCUCAUUUGCAGAAAUAAAACAUAAGGCCUGAGCCUUC
Molecule: messenger RNA, 4893 nt
Organism: Catharus ustulatus (Swainson's thrush)
Lineage: Eukaryota; Metazoa; Chordata; Aves; Passeriformes; Turdidae
Gene: MAPK4
Product: mitogen-activated protein kinase 4
Exons: 6
Coding region: 723-2465 (580 amino acids)
Biological process (GO): protein phosphorylation; cell surface receptor signaling pathway; intracellular signal transduction
Cellular component (GO): cytoplasm; nucleus
Molecular function (GO): ATP binding; MAP kinase activity
Source: RefSeq, a predicted model, not a curated record